This is a messenger RNA of Erpetoichthys calabaricus (reedfish), 911 nucleotides long. It is a transcript of the gene rab4b, whose product is annotated as RAB4B, member RAS oncogene family. Lineage: Eukaryota; Metazoa; Chordata; Cladistia; Polypteriformes; Polypteridae. Gene Ontology annotation, molecular function: GTPase activity; GTP binding. The record is from RefSeq and is a predicted model, not a curated record. Gene Ontology annotation, cellular component: endosome. Gene Ontology annotation, biological process: Rab protein signal transduction; regulation of endocytosis.
CGUGCUCAAGAUGCGCAUCGAUUGCGUCGUCGCUGAGUAAGGAAGCGCUGAGUGCGCCGCCAUCUAGUUCCAGGUCUCGAGUUGUUUCAAAAAACAAACAAACAAGCAAAAACGGAAAGUAAAAUAAUCAACGACAAAACCGCGAGGACAUUCACCCGGUCCUACCCGACAGACGGCAGUGUUUAGUAGCAGGAAGUCGUGACGAAGACAUGUCGGAGACUUACGAUUUCCUGUUUAAGUUCCUGGUGAUUGGCAGUGCUGGCACAGGGAAAUCUUGCCUUCUACAUCAGUUCAUUGAAAACAAAUUUAAGCAAGACUCAAAUCACACAAUUGGUGUAGAGUUUGGUUCCAAAGUCGUCAAUGUUGGUGGCAAGACGGUGAAACUUCAGAUCUGGGAUACAGCUGGUCAGGAACGUUUCCGGUCUGUUACAAGAAGUUACUAUCGAGGAGCAGCAGGUGCACUUUUAGUCUAUGACAUUACAAGUCGAGAAACCUACAACGCCCUGACGAAUUGGCUGACAGAUGCCCGCACGUUGGCUAGUCCUAACAUCGUCAUUAUCCUUUGUGGCAACAAGAAGGAUUUGGAUGCUGAUAGAGAAGUCACUUUCCUUGAAGCCUCUCGCUUUGCCCAGGAAAAUGAGCUUAUGUUUUUGGAAACAAGUGCCCUAACAGGAGAAAAUGUAGAGGAAGCUUUUCUUAAAUGUGCCAGGACCAUUCUGAACAAGAUUGAGUCGGGUGAGCUUGACCCUGAGCGGAUGGGCUCUGGCAUUCAGUAUGAGAAUGCCUCCCUGAGACAGUUGAGGCAGGCCGGAGGAGUUGCAGCACAGAACAAGCAGCAGUGCAGCUGUUAGGGAUAGUGAAGCCGAACUCCCCCUCUUGCAGUCCUGGAAAUGGGUAAGUUCAAUUGUCUU